CUUGUCCUAAAUACAAUUUGAUCUAGAGAUGAUGUCUAUCUGGGUCUCUGUGGCACUUGCAGCACACUUUAUAUGUGCCAAUGCUUACUACACGAAAGAGUUUCCUAUUACAGAUAGUAACAGCAAGCUGCUUGACUGGUUUGAAAGGGCAUCAAAACAAGGACCAUCUGAAGGAACCAAAACUGUGAAAACUCUUGAUGGAGGGAAAAGCUCCAAUUCUACCACAGAAGAUCCCAGUAAACUUUAUGAAGAUAUACGGAACGAUGUAGAGAGCCAUGAGAACUGGUAUCUGCUGAAUCAUGGGGACAAGUGUGGUUACAGUUCAGGAAACAUCCCUAAGAUCAUCGGAGGACAUAAUGCAGACAUGGGCAAGUACCCGUGGAUGGUACGACUUAUCUACAGAUCGAUGAGGAAGGACUCAGAGAAGGGGUUAUGUGGUGGCUCCAUCAUCAACAAUCGUUACAUCCUCACUGCUGCCCAUUGUUGCUACGAUGAUAGAGAUCCAAAACUAGUGAUUGCCAGAGUGGGUGAGUACGAUGUUCACCACACCAAGGACUGCUUCAGAGGGAAGUGUGCCCCGACCAUCCAGGAUGUUGGGAUAGAAUCUAUCACCAACCAUUACAAAUUCGAUAAGAACGCAUUGUUCAACGACAUCUGUCUCAUCCGUACCUCUGAGGAGAUAGAGUUCAUAUGACUAUGUACAGCCCAUCUGCCUUCCUGUCUCGACCACAAUGGGUAAAAAGAUGUUUGGAGGCACAGACAUGCUGAUAGCGGGUUGGGGACAACUUGAGAGUGGAAUCAGAAGCCGGUUCCCUGAAG
Molecule: messenger RNA, 819 nt
Organism: Homalodisca vitripennis (glassy-winged sharpshooter)
Lineage: Eukaryota; Metazoa; Arthropoda; Insecta; Hemiptera; Cicadellidae
Product: phenoloxidase-activating factor 3-like
Exons: 7
Coding region: 29-694 (221 amino acids)
Biological process (GO): proteolysis
Molecular function (GO): serine-type endopeptidase activity
Source: RefSeq, a predicted model, not a curated record